CGCAUUUGGUUAAAUCAUAUCUUAAAUAACGCAUCUUAUCAUCGGCCGUCACGCUCUCCUCUGAAGCUAUAAGAUUGCAGAUAUAUGUGAUGCUUGCAGUAAUCCCUUAUCUAAGUAUCUGAAGUAAGAAAAAUGUGUUCUCUAACUUCUUGUUUGCUGGAAGGACUAAAGGAAAAAGAAAUGUACACCCACCCAUUCUUGCAAUGGGUUCCCUCCGAAUUGUAAUUUAUAAAACCAUUAGAACCUGAAAGGAUAUUGUCCUACAGUGCAAAUGGAAAUGAGAAUCCUUCAGGAAGACAGUAAUAUUGAGUGCUGGCUUUGUUGGUCUCACUGCAGCUCUGGGCAUUCACAGGUACAAAAAUACAUCAUUUUCCAAUCACUUACUAACAAUUAUGUGUUGGGUGAAAUUUGGAAUAUCAGGUUGGGAGUGUGUUGUGUGGUUCUGGAUCAUCAGUUAGGUUCUGGGAAAUGCCUGGAGAGCACUUGAUACUGUUGACAUUUGGCACAUUCUUAAACAGAACUCUGUCCUUAUUCCAGGGUAUGCCAAUUUUGAAACAUGAUCUAUUCCUUGAUUUUAAAAUUUUUACCAUUGUGCUGAUUUAGGUUCAGGAUUGCUUCCCUGGAUCAAUCCCAAGGCCUGAUGCAAACUCCCGAAGCUGACACUAAUUUAAGAGGUUUUCUUGUAUUUCAAUUCUUCAAUGUCUGGCCUAAAGUUCUCAAGGCAAUGUUGUUCAGUGCAGAGGGGGAGUGUUGGAAGGAAAGACUUAUUGAGAACCUUCGAGAUGGAGCUGCUGCAGGAGCUUUAAGAUGUUCUUCUAAGGUCAAAUGAAUGAAAUCUGCAGUGCUUGUUAAAGUUGUUCAUCUUACAGAUGGUUCUAUGAUAAAAGCGAAGAUUAUGAAAAUGAUCAAAAUCCCCACAACUUGAGACAAAGACUAUCACCAAUGCCCCAACACAAAUCCUGGAUGGUGUAGAGAGAACCAAGUCAGGGUGCAUUUCCUAUGUGACUGAGGUAUAGAUCACCAUGGAAUGGUUUGUCGGGGAAUAUUGAACAAGGUAAUAUGUGAAGAUUUUAUUAUGCCCAUACACACACUCACACGCAACAACAACGGGUGUAAUCCCGACUUCAACUAAGGCUACAACUACCUUACUGUACCAGGUAUGUUGUAAUUAAGGUCAUAAUUGAUGCAUCGUUUUCAAAUAUGCCGAAAAUAAAUCCAUUUAAAUAACUCUUCAAUUUAGGAAUCCUAAUUAGGUUCCUUAUGUAAGAUACAGAGGUUCUGUUUUUUCAGAAAUGCUUUGAGUUUUGGAAUUUAUUGGGAAAUAUUAAAAAUUAAUAUUUUGUGAGAAAAAAUAGUUAUUUGAUGUAAUAUUUUAUGAAAAGGUUAUUGUAGAUGAAUAGUUGUUGAUUUGAAAAUGCAUGUAAAAAGAUUGAGUAAUUGUGAUUGAUGGAUAUUGCUGUUAUCUCAUGAUUAGCUCAUUGCAUAGCUGUUAUUGACCAUGCUUUCUAGAAAGAACACUUUUAUCAUUCAUAAAUCAUAACAAUUAAAUAAAUUUUAAAUUCUGGUACCCUCACAUGGCUAAUGUCAUAAUCUGGUUAGUGAAUAGUUUUAUGUCAUCAUCUGGUACAUAUUUUUCUUUUAGCUCCUGGCUUGAAACAAGGCACAACUUGGAAUAGAAAAGUGAACUUCUACUAUGUAUCAAACCCCUUUGGUCAGUAAUACAUCCAACCUGCCAAAUUAUGUGAUAAAAAACACAACUUAUCAUCUUCUCCAAUGUAUACACUGCAGUUGGUGAUAAGAAAAGCCCCUGUAUUUAUUGCCACAUUACAUUACAGUGUUUUAUAAUUGGGGUUGACCUUCAUAUAAAGAAGCCAUAGAAUACAAUGUCAAAGUUUGCAUGUGCCGUAGUACCCUCGCAAAUAAUCGUACUGUACGUCACACAUUAGUUCACAUUCUCAAUUAUAUAGAUUAAUGUAUGUGCAGGGUCAGAGACUAGAAAGGCUUUCUUUAUUCUCUCACUCCUCCAACCGCCAUUGAAAAAACUUGUCGAUGCACUCACGCCCUCCGGCUGGUUUAAGGCCCACGCCACUUUCUACGGAGGCAGUGAUGCUUCCGGAACAAUGGGUGGCGCUUGUGGGUAUGGGAACUUGUACUCAAGCGGCUACGGGACGAGGACUGCAGCAUUGAGCACGGCAUUGUUCAACGGUGGGGCAUCGUGCGGGCAGUGCUUCAAGAUCGUCUGCGACUACAAAACGAACCCGCAAUGGUGCAAGAAAGGCGCGUCAGUCACGAUCACCGCCACAAACUUCUGCCCGCCCAACCCGGCCCUCCCUAACGACAAUGGCGGGUGGUGCAACCCUCCCCGCCAGCACUUCGACAUGGCCCAACCCGCUUGGGAGAAGAUCGGCAUCUACCGUGGCGGCAUCGUGCCCGUCCUCUACCAAAGGGUUCCAUGCGUUAAGCGCGGUGGGGUGAGGUUCACGAUCAACGGCCGGGAUUACUUCGAGCUGGUGCUGAUCAGCAACGUGGCAGGUGCGGGAUCCGUCCGAUCGGUGAUGAUCAAGGGCUCCAAACCAGGAUCAAAUUGGAUGUCCAUGUCUCGGAACUGGGGGGCUAAUUGGCAAUCCAAUUCCUAUCUCAAUGGCCAAGCCUUGUCAUUCAAAGUCACUACAACUGAUGGCAUCACCAAGACAUUCUCCAACGUUGUCCCCUCCAAUUGGGCCUUCGGACAGACCUUUUCCAGCCCAGUCCAGUUUUGAGAUGGACAUGGGCUCCCGACGGCCGUGGCGUGCUUACUAUUUUCAUCAAAAAGCAGCCCGCCAAAUGCUCGGUUGUUGUCGAUGUUGGGCCGCAAUUGUUCGUGGUGUAUUUAAAUUACAUAAUUUUUUUUACCUUUUUUUGUUUGGAAUUUUGAAUGUUUUGUAAUGACAAGGAUGCAUUUUUAUUAUGAUAAAAUAAGAAGCUUUGAAUU
Messenger RNA from Andrographis paniculata, 2971 nucleotides. Its product is annotated as expansin-A11-like. Gene Ontology annotation, biological process: plant-type cell wall organization. The record is from RefSeq and is a predicted model, not a curated record. The transcript is spliced from 5 exons. Gene Ontology annotation, cellular component: extracellular region. The coding region runs from base 2121 to 2759 and encodes 212 amino acids. NCBI's taxonomy places the organism in Eukaryota, Viridiplantae, Streptophyta, Magnoliopsida, Lamiales, Acanthaceae.